Messenger RNA from Cynoglossus semilaevis (tongue sole), 1228 nucleotides. It is a transcript of the gene inka1b, whose product is annotated as inka box actin regulator 1b. Lineage: Eukaryota; Metazoa; Chordata; Actinopteri; Pleuronectiformes; Cynoglossidae. The record is from RefSeq and is a predicted model, not a curated record. Gene Ontology annotation, molecular function: protein serine/threonine kinase inhibitor activity; protein kinase binding. The coding region runs from base 203 to 1132 and encodes 309 amino acids. The transcript has 3 exons. Gene Ontology annotation, cellular component: nucleus.
ACUGAGCUUCAUCUGGUUCAGAGGAGAGUGGACACACGGAGAGACGUCACAGCUGAGCCGCGUGGAUCUUAUCGAUGUGAUGGCAGUUUGUUCGUAUCGAGGUUAUUAUCGUCAGUGAUCGUCAGACCGAGGACCGACUUUAACUUAAACAAAGAGCAGAUCAGAGCAGAGAGAAUCCUGACGUCCUGUUCACCUCCCUGCAAUGCUGUGUUUCGGAGACUCCACCGACUGCCUCCGAGACCAGGUCCAGUCCGCCAUGAGGUCCCUGCAGGACCUGAAGCAGACCGGUCGGCCGAGGCCGCUGAGCGAACCGUGUGUCGGCUCCUUCGCCGCGGCCCGGCGCUGCAGACAGAAGGCCCAGCAGGAGCAGGUCACUCAGCUGAGAGGGUCCGACGCCAGUGAGGCGGGAACGUACGACUCGGCCUGCUGCCUGGCCAGCCCGCUGGAGGAGGAGGAGAACGAGCGGCAGGAGCACGACCGCCUGGCGCAGUGCUCCCCCAGCAGCGAGAAGAGCGUGGACUUUGACUCUGGAUACUCGGAGGCGUCGUGGCAGGACGAAGGUGUGGUGUUGCGGAGGAGCAGGAACGUUAGGGUCUCCUCUUCGGCCUGUCUGCGCACGAACCGAGGACCUUCUUGUCGGGUUCGGCCCAAAUCGACCUCGGACGCCUGCCUGGAGCGUUGGACCUCGUUUGUGGCGGGCGACCCGGAGGACUGGACCACGUUGCUGCUGAGCCGCAGCAGGAACAGACAGCCCCUGGUUCUGGGCGACAACAGUUUCGCGGACCUCAUCAAGAACUGGAUGGACCUCCCAGAGAGUCCUGAACCGGCUCACCUGAAGCCCAGUCGACGUCUGGCCAAAGACAUUCUGGACAACAUGCGGAAGAGACUGGGCGGGAUGUCCAAAAGUGUGGAGAUGAGGACGAGGCCCGCGGACCCCAGGAGGGUCGGCCGGGCCGCCGAGGCUCCCAAACGGAUGUCCUGCCCCGCCGGGCUCCAGACGUUGAAACCCUUCUUUCACCAGUCUCACACUGGACUGCACCAAAUGGACACGGACUUCUACCAGUUUGCUGCGCUGAUGAAAACGGGCAGCCGUCAACCAAUCAUAUGUAACGACAUCAUUGGAUAUAUUUGAGCCAAUGACACGGAGUCGAGACGAGAGAUGGUUCUAUUUUUAUACGUUUGUAUGUUUUGUACCGUGAAAUUAAAAGAAAAUGUGUUCAAUGACAAA